UUCCGUGUGCGCCCGCAGCUUUUUGCCGGCUGGACGAUCGAACCGGUUAGGUUCCUACCUCUGGCAUCUGACUUCUUGCGUACACUCAACUCUUCUUUCGCGGCGCUCAGAGCGGGGACAUGAGUGUACCUGUGCCACCGCCUCCGGAUGGGGUCCUGACCGGGCCCUCCGACAGCAUGGAGGCCGGCGAGCCCACGCCGGGUUUAAGUGACGCUUCUCCAGAUGAAGGGCUGAUAGAGGACUUCGCUGUAGAGGACAAAGCUGUGGAGCAACUGGUGGGAGGCCUGCUGUCCCACUACUUACCAGAUCUGCAGAGGUCGAAGCAAGCCCUCCAGGAACUCACACAGAACCAAGUUGUAUUACUAGAUACACUGGAACAAGAGAUUUCAAAAUUUAAAGAAUGCCACUCUAUGUUGGACAUCAAUGCUUUGUUCACGGAAGCAAAGCACUAUCACGCCAAGCUGGUGAACAUAAGGAAGGAGAUGCUGAUGCUCCAUGAGAAGACAUCGAAGUUAAAAAAAAGAGCACUUAAACUGCAGCAGAAGAGGCAGAAAGAAGAGCUGGAGAGGGAGCAGCAGAGGGAAAAGGAAUUUGAAAGGGAAAAGCAGCUGACAGCCAAGCCAGCCAAGAGGACAUGAGAAGCCGAGCUGUGGGUGUCUGCUGCCUGUCACACCCCUGGCUCUCCAGUGCUGUGUACAGAGAGGAUGUAGAUGGUACCUUCUGCCAUGGGCAUGUUUGAAGUCCUUGCCAGGGUUGCUGUGUCUCUGUGACUUUAUUUCACUUCACUCAAGAAGCCUUGUUUUUGAUAUUUACAUUUUCAACUUUUGCUUAAUUUUAACAUUAUUUUGAUUUUAAACCAUUUGUAAACUGAAAAACACUUUGGUUAUUACUAGAGUCUGGAUACUAGUUCAAAAUAAGUACAAGUGUUUGAGCUUCUUGAGAAUCGAUUUUAAAGUUUCAGUUUCUCUUCUUAUGAUGACACUGUGACACUGAUUUUGGGCAAUUGCUUUUCAUUGCUUAAAGAGAAAUUCCAGUUGUCUGAUCAUAAGUCUCCCAGGAAGAAAACCCGAGCCUUUGUGAAGAACACUGGAAAUACCAGCACCUUAGAUAUGGAUUAGCGGAGGGGAUGCCAGACAUUCUUCCAGCUAUUCUCUGUUUUUCAGUGUUGGUGCUUAUAUAGAUUUUGGGUUUGAAGCAGGAUUCCAUCCAUUGCUGAAGCUGUGCAGUGAUGAUGGACCUGUCAGAUACUCUGAUGCGCAUAUCUGUGUUUUUUGUUUUUUUUCUCAGAUGGGGUCUCUACAAAAGCCUGGGCUAUCCUGGACUCACUCUAUAGACCAGGCUGGCAUCAGACUCACAGAGAUCCACCUGCC
Onychomys torridus (southern grasshopper mouse) is the source of this 1370-nucleotide messenger RNA. It is a transcript of the gene Bloc1s6, whose product is annotated as biogenesis of lysosomal organelles complex 1 subunit 6. Lineage: Eukaryota; Metazoa; Chordata; Mammalia; Rodentia; Cricetidae. Gene Ontology annotation, cellular component: extrinsic component of membrane; BLOC-1 complex; transport vesicle. The coding region runs from base 120 to 638 and encodes 172 amino acids. The record is from RefSeq and is a predicted model, not a curated record. Gene Ontology annotation, biological process: intracellular transport. The transcript has 5 exons.